Drosophila grimshawi is the source of this 1180-nucleotide messenger RNA. Its product is annotated as glycoprotein-N-acetylgalactosamine 3-beta-galactosyltransferase 1. The record is from RefSeq and is a predicted model, not a curated record. NCBI's taxonomy places the organism in Eukaryota, Metazoa, Arthropoda, Insecta, Diptera, Drosophilidae. The coding region runs from base 1 to 1149 and encodes 382 amino acids. Gene Ontology annotation, cellular component: membrane. The transcript has 2 exons. Gene Ontology annotation, molecular function: N-acetylgalactosaminide beta-1,3-galactosyltransferase activity.
AUGCUUAUGAUUGGCCUUAUCAUAGGUUAUUGUGUGGCCGAGCUCAUUUCCUACAUAACCAUAUCUGAAGGCAUCGAACCCACCAACUUUCUGGCCAGUACAGACUCUAAUAUCCGUUCCCCGCCAUCCCAUGCUGAUGAUGUUAUACCACAUUUUGAUGUCCUUCGGCACGAUCAUCCAACCGAUAAUACCUCGCUGGCCGAUCAGCUAAAGAAGGAUGUUCGCAUUCUCUGCUGGGUUAUGACCAAUCCGAAGAACCACAAACUGAAGGCCCGUCAUGUUAAGCGUACUUGGGGCAAACGCUGUAAUAUUCUACUAUUCAUGAGCUCCGGAGCGGAUGAUGAACUGCCUACGGUGAAGCUAGAUGUGGGAGAGGGUCGAGAGAAUUUAUGGCGCAAGGUGAAGGAGGCAUUUAAGUAUGUUUAUCGGCAUCAUUUCAACGAUGCGGAUUGGUUCUACAAAGCUGAUGAUGACACGUAUGCAGUGAUUGAGAAUUUGCGCUAUAUGCUAUAUCCGUACGAUCCGGAGACCCCUGUACACUUUGGCUACAAGUUCAAGCCUUACGUGGCUCAGGGUUACAUGUCAGGCGGAUGUGGCUAUGUAUUGAGUCGCGAAGCAUUGCGUCGCUUCGUCGUUCAGGGUAUUCCCAAUCCCAAAAUGUGCCUGCCUGGCACAGUUGUCAAUGAGGAUAUCGAAAUUGGUAAAUGCAUGGAGAAUUUAAAUGUGACAGCGGGCGAUUCGCGUGAUAUCAAUGGUCGAGGACGUAUGUUCCCUUUUGGUCCUGAGGCCCAUUUAAUACCCUAUAAGGAUAAGGGGUUUUGGUAUUGGAAAUACCAAUUCUAUAAGUCAGACGAGGGUCUUGAUUGCUGUUCCGACAAUGCGAUAUCAUUUCAUUAUGUCGCACCCAAACUGAUGUAUGUUCUCGAUUAUCUGAUAUAUCACUUAAAGCCAUAUGGAGUUGUAAGAGCUUCGCAACAGUUACCUGACAAACUGAAAGUGGGCGAGUUCUUGCCGCCACCAAAAGAAGAACCCGCCAAUAGCAAUGAGGAUUCCUUUGAUGAUGAUGAUCGCAUUGCCAUUCAGAAUAAUACAAGAGGUGUACCUAGUAUAGAGCCUGAUGCGAGAGAAGUUGGCUCGAACGAAGUCUAAUCGAAAUUUAAGCCAGAACUGAAAUCCAGGC